Molecule: messenger RNA, 2274 nt
Organism: Perkinsus marinus ATCC 50983
Lineage: Eukaryota; Perkinsozoa; Perkinsida; Perkinsidae
Exons: 25
Coding region: 1-2274 (757 amino acids)
Source: RefSeq, a predicted model, not a curated record
AUGACCGAAGCUGAGCUAGCCAAAGUACACGGCAAGAGGGUAUCAUACAACGUCACUGUGGUUCCUCUUUCGAUCGCCGGUAAACCACAAAAGCUAGAUGACUCCGAGCAGGAACAGAAGGACACACGAUGGCAUCUAGAGGACUACGUUUACAGUCAUAGACGGCUUACUCAAGAAGUGGGCAUGUUUCUGUUACAGCCGCCGGAAGUGCGCCAGGCAUAUCGUAAUUUCGCUCAAGAUGUCCUCUGGCGACGAAAUGACGAGGCUGAUCUCAACCGGUUGAGAUAUGAGCUUGAUGAACUUGAAUGGAAGGAGGGCCAUAAAUCUGUUGUUUUCGUCCAAGCCGACGCGAUGGACUUCCUCACUGAGAAUGUCGGAACCCCAGGCAGAGCUUCUGCCGAGCAGACGCCUGCGAAGGGACCAAGAACUUCUCCGGGUAACGCUCUACUUCUGAGUAACUUCGCUGCAGCUAGCCUAGCUUAUGGGGCGCGGAAAAGACCACUAUUGCCUAAGCUGAUCGGUGGGGCGACGCUCUUGGGUUGGCUCUCUGUUGGAGUCCUCUGCCGAUCGGUUUGUCUUGCUCAUAAUGCCCUCACACGAAUGGAACUCAAAUUUGCUGAUUCCAUGGUUCACGCAGAAGAUACAACGAAGAGGAUAGAAGAUUACAAUGCUGAGCUCGAGGCUGAGGUUAGUAAGAACGUCGAGAGGAAGCUAGCGAAAGAACGUCGCGCUCGAGCUGAAGAAGUUGCGGCUUGGAACGCGAGAAUCGGCAGUAUUGUGGACAACAUUGAGGAGAGCGGCUUGGCUAUUAUAAAAAGCAGCUCUCAAGGAUCUAUAACGGAGACGUUAACGCCGAAGAGAAUACUCGACAUUUCCGCUGUGACCGCUGAUUUCGCCAAUCGUGCGAUAGGAAAGUUCGAUGAUCAUAUUAAAUCAAAUGAGAGCUCCGUGAAGAGAUUCAGCGAGUUUGCCCUCCGUCGACCGUUUUCUGUGGAGAUGAUUUCCCCGGUUUUGAACGAGAGGAAAUAUUUUAAUCGUCACUUCAAUCGCUCUAAAGCGACCAAGAGUCUGGUUACGGCCACGAUGGUCAUGCCCAAGGCUUUGACGAACGAGUGGAAUCUUACAGAAGCAUGGAUUAGUGGAGGGCUGCAUGAUGACAGGGAGUGGGAAUCGGUUCGUCGUGCUAUGCUGGUAUUAAUAUUCCCACUUGACGAUGUGGAUGAUGGAAUCGAGAUAUUUUCCGAGGACGGAGAGAGUCUGCUUCCGCACAUAGGCGUUGGGGGAAUCCUAGUCUUGGGUUCGGAGCCUCUGUUCGAUGACGGACGUAGCAUAUCUCGAGGAGUUGCCACGUAUGAAGAUCUACAAAAGCUUCAUGAACAACCGAGUGCGAGUCAACAAGCGCUAGAGGAGAAGGAAGUGGUCGAGUCAGCUGCAGCAACUUUCAAGGAGGAAGGAUUGGUCGUAUUGAAGGGAGCCUCAGCCGGACUGAGUCUGGAUGAGGCUGAACACGCCAUUGAGAAAAUAGAAGAAUUCUCUAACCGUGCAUUGGAGCGCUAUAUGUAUUAUUACUAUACGGCUGCGAAGCGAAACAAAACCGAUGAUGAAGUUUUGGGCCAUUUCUAUGACAACCCGAGAGCGCAGAAGAAAUCGAGUCAGCGGUGUCAUCGUGACGAUCCCUUUGCUGGGCUGGAAGGGCGCUUAGUAAACGUUUCUAUGAGCAUCGGUGAUGUCCUAUUUACUGAUUCGAGACUAUUGCACAGACCGACUGUCAACACCCUCUCAACUCCAGUGCCAACAUUGGAACUGUUCUUUGCGAAAUCAGAUGCCGCGUUAGAGCGGAUCACGAUGCUUGGCACAUCAUGGCUAGUCCCCAGAAAGGAGUACCAACGUGCUGUUGCUGAGCAGGAAGAGCUUGAACGUACCACUGAAGAGGUCGAUCCCAUCCCGGACGUCUCUGAUGCUCAGUCAGCGGAGGAUCCCUCAGCGGUAGAUGGAUUCGAAGUUGACGGAUAUGACGCGUACAUUUCACGCCAGGAAGAGGCUCUAGGCCAAGUCUAUGACGCGGCGAAGCAUAUCAUGUCUGAGAAACUUGUUGAAGAACGACAGAAGCACUUCGAGCAUCUCGCAGAGCUCCAGUUGAUGAAGGCCGAACAAACAGGCGAGCAGGAGAGAAUUCGGUUAUCGGAUGAUAGAAUAAAAGCAAUGACAGACUACAUUGAUCAAGUCAUGCGUUCGGAACCUAGCGAUCAUCACAGGUCGGCAUUAUUCUGUUGA